Messenger RNA from Neolamprologus brichardi, 588 nucleotides. The record is from RefSeq and is a predicted model, not a curated record. Lineage: Eukaryota; Metazoa; Chordata; Actinopteri; Cichliformes; Cichlidae.
UAAAUGUAUAUUGGCAUGUCUCUGUGUGUUUUUUGUGUACCAGGGAAGCUAAAUGUCAAAGAGGAGGAGUUGGAUGAAAUGUUGAAUGAAGGGAAGGGUCCCAUCAACUUUACUGUAUUUCUGGCACUUUUUGGGGAGAAACUCAAUGGUACUGAUCCUGAAGACACCAUACUAGCAGCCUUCAAACCUUUUGAUCCUAAUGGGACGGGCUUUGUUAAUAAGGAUGAAUUUAGACGACUACUGAUGAAUCAGGCUGAUAAAUUCACACCAGAGGAGGUGGAUCAGGCCUUCGCCCUCGCUCCCAUAGAUCCAACUGGAAACAUUGACUACAAGUCUCUCUGCUACAUCAUCACACAUGGAGAUGAGAAGGAAGAAUCAUGAACGGCACAGUUGUGUGAAGGCAUGUCGUGAAGUCCAAUUAAACCCAUCUUACCUAAUAUAAAAAUGCAAAUGACUGCUAUUAAAAUUAUAUCUGAAAGUAUUACACUCUCUCCACCUCAUACCUUUGUAAAACAAUUGGAAAUUAAGAAUUUUCUCAUUUGUAAGUUACUAAUAACUACCAAUAAAGUUUUGGCCUCCUCAAAUACG